Ictalurus furcatus (blue catfish) is the source of this 1790-nucleotide messenger RNA. RefSeq lists its product as uncharacterized. Gene Ontology annotation, molecular function: acrosin binding. Gene Ontology annotation, cellular component: extracellular matrix. The record is from RefSeq and is a predicted model, not a curated record. The coding region runs from base 1 to 753 and encodes 250 amino acids. Gene Ontology annotation, biological process: binding of sperm to zona pellucida; positive regulation of acrosome reaction; egg coat formation. The transcript has 6 exons. NCBI's taxonomy places the organism in Eukaryota, Metazoa, Chordata, Actinopteri, Siluriformes, Ictaluridae.
AUGAUAACAGACUGCCAGAUUGUAACUGGUUCCUUUCAGGUGAGUGAGGACAAAGUGAUGUACACCAACCUGCUGACUUAUAGCCUGGAUGCUGGACUUCCUCCGAUCACUGAGCUGGUGGCAUGUGUUUAUGAUUUAUCUAGCAACAGCACUGACCUGGAUAACGUGAGAAACGACCUUGUCUUCACUCUGGAGUUGAUGAACAGUGAUUUUGAUGGGCCUGCUCCAUCCACUAUGUUCACAUUCGGCACCAGAAUUCCAAUCCGGGCCAAAGUGGAACAGCAGGUCCUUGGGCCUUUGUGGAUUUACCUGCAGUACUGCAUGCUAGCAAACACUCAAGACCUCACUCAGGCCAGCCAGCUACAUACAGUUAUUUCUGAUGAUGGGUGUCUCAUAGAAAGCAAAGAAGGAAACGCAACGUUCUUGCCCAGACGAGAGCCCUCGGAAAUCCUCCUUUAUUUCCAAGCCUUCAAAUUUGCCUCCGGAGAACAAGUUUUCCUUCAUUGUGACAUGACGACAUCUGAUCUCCAGAGCUUUAGUGUUGAUAAGAAAGCCUGCCAAUACCAAAAUGGGUGGGGGUGGGAGCUUCUGGAUGAUCCAACCCGAAGUUAUAUCUGUAACUGCUGUGACUCUACUUGUAUUCAACGAACUGGCUUUGAGUCUGGUAUUGUAACUUUAGGAUCAGUGGUGUUGGUGAUGGUGUACUGUGCCUUUAGGAGUGCCGGUGUUGGUAAUGGGGCUCUAAGUUUCUAAUUCAGUUAUCUGCUUCCCCAGUUGUAAUGGCUUCCUGUUCGACUUUUUCCUCAAGGGGUAUAUACACGCCAGGUUCUUGGGCCUUUUACAAUGGUUGACUCUCAACACAGUGCAGAAGAUGAAUCCACAUUCAGGUCAGAUGAAAAAGGUAUGUAUGUUAAGUGAACAUUUGGAAGAGAACUUAUGAGAAUGAUGGUAAUGGGGCAUUGUGUCUUUAGAAUCAGUGGUGUUUGCAAUAGGGUUGAUCCUUUCAGAUUGGUGGUGAUGGGGCAGUGGUGUUGGUGAUGGGGCACUGAGUUUAGGAUUGGUGAUGGGGCUCUAAGCAUCUAGUUCAGUUAUCUGCUUCCCCAGUCAUAAUGGCUUCCUCUUUGACCUUUUCCUCAAGGGAUAUAUACACACCAGGUUCUUGGGCCUUUUACAAUGGUUGAUUCUUGACCCAGUGUAUCCGAUAAGUACAUAUUCUGGCCAGCUGAAAAAGGUCUGUGUAUGUUAAGUGAACAUUUGGAAAAUAAAAUAUGCUAUGUGACUUCUUGUUUGUUUAGGAUUGGGAGUUCCUGUGUGGGUUGUGGGGCUUUCUGUUUGCCUGGUGCUGAUGUUGAUUGCUGGAUCCAUCGCUUCAAGCUACUACCUGUGUUUUUGGAGGGGUGGAAGGUUGGGAUACAGACCAAGUCGAGAACUUCUGAAUAAAUAUUAAUCUUCUUGAUUUAAUGGUUCAAAAAUAGUCUUUGGUGUCUCUUGUUUUGAUGGUGUGUUGCCCAUAGAAAGGAGGGUGUAGGGUUAUCACUUAUGAUUCAGCUUCCAAGCCAGAUAAAAAGCCUCAUCAAUUAUUCACACCAGUGUAAUGUCAGGGCAGCCCAUGUUUACAGCAGCUGGAAUGUGAGGCUCUUGAAUACCAUGGGCUGUCAGUGCUGCAUUGAAUCCACAAGGGGGCUCCACUAGCACUGUCGAUCUCAAUCAUGCUUCUGUCUGGCUAAGAACCUGCAGGAACAGUUCAUGCAGCCAGCAUAAACAUGAGCUGGCAGCCCUCCAUUCUCUGG